Messenger RNA from Cryptomeria japonica (Japanese cedar), 1869 nucleotides. RefSeq lists its product as uncharacterized. The transcript has 7 exons. NCBI's taxonomy places the organism in Eukaryota, Viridiplantae, Streptophyta, Pinopsida, Cupressales, Cupressaceae. The record is from RefSeq and is a predicted model, not a curated record. Bases 306 to 785 code for a protein of 159 amino acids.
AAGCAAUAAAUAAAGCCUUUCCGGCUGCGAAUAUAUCCUGUAACACCGAAAGCGAUUUUAAAUUUGUUUUAGCUCAGUCCAACCAUAAAAGUUUGACGCGGAGAUGAGACGCCAAAUGGCAAAUAUAACUUUAACCAGAGCACUCUACCUGUUUACCAUCAAAUACAAAAAAAAAUCGAAAUUCCUCGGUAUGGCGGGUGCUACAAUUUGCAUAUCUUAAAAUACAAGUAAAUGUGACUGGCAAGAGGCAGCACACUUUCAGUUUUAAAGAAGCCUUGAAUCACAUUGACAUGUAAAAACAGAGCAUGUCUCAAUUCCAGCAUCCAGAAAUGUGUGAAACUUCGUUUCUUCUUUCAGAAAAUCUUUGCAAUUUCCUCUAUCCUGAACUUCCAACGUUGGUUCAGGGACUAAGUUGGGUAUUGCUUUACAGUACUCGGAGGCAUGGAUUUUCACUUCGAACUUUAUAUCGGAGAAGCACCUUUUGCCCUGGCCCAUGUUUGCUGGUGGCAAGGGAUGCUGAAGGUACUAUUUUGGGUGGUUUAUUAGAAGCACCCCUUCAGCCAUCCACUAGAAAAAGAUAUCAGGGAACAAAUAAUACUUUUGUUUUCACAAAUGUUUCUGGAAAGCCAGAUAUAUUUCGUCCAACAGAGCAAGGCAUUUCGAAGAUUUCCAAGACAUUUCAAAAGUUUUUUAAGGCAGUGAAGGGGAAGCGAACUAGAGUUUUUCAGACACAAACAAAGAUUUCCAUCCAUUUCUCAUCUCAUUUUCAAGGUGACAGAUUGUAGAUGACAGCUGAGGCGGACUCAUUGAGGAAAACACAAAUGAAGUUUCAAGCAAAUAAGGACUUCCAAUCUGAAUCGAAGAUGUCUUCAACAUGGAAAAAGGUUGGUGAUACCAACCUUGGACAUAUUGAUCUCAAAGAAUUCAAAAAGAGAAUGCAUGGACUCGAUAGACAAUUGCCUACGCCUAUUGCCAGGAGGAAUUUCAAGGCAUCAAGAAAGAAAAGUCCUCAGACUUGGUGAAAAUAUAAAAAAAAAAAUCCGGGUUUCUUGGGGGAUUUCAUCUACAAUCCCAGACCGAUUGAAGCAAUCAGGGCAACUUCUUGAAGGAUUUCAUCUCCUAAAGAAUUAAAGACAUGCUCCAAAUCAGAAUCAAAUGGUGACAAGAAGAGUAUUCCAAACAAAUUUCCAUACUUAGACAAAUUCUUGACACAAAUUGGAGAAUUCAAGGGAUAACAUCAAUCCAGUUCAAGCAGGAGGAAUUUCAAAGCAAUCGGGAAAGAAAAUUUCAAUAACUUCAAGUCCAGACAUUUGCUCCAAGGGGAGACUUUUAGACCUCAAAGAUUCAAAUGCAAGUGAGAAGAAGAGAUCGAAAUCUCGAAAGGAAUCCAAGAUCAAAGCUUGGAAGAAGCAAGCACAAAGGACAGAGUUGUCGGCAAGGAAAGAUACUCUAAGGCAAGUACGUGGAAGAAGAACAAAAUGAUGAAGGACAUCCAACACCCUGAGGUGGCACCUCGUCAUCUUCCAACCAAUCAAAUUGUUCCAAGUCAACAUGUCCAAGUUCAAUGAACCUAACUGAAGCUUCUAUAAGGCACACUCUGCAAUGCAACAACCUUCUAUUUUUAUUAUUGGUUUAUAUUUAGCAAAAGGACAAGUGUCCCCAAAUGUAAUUUUCUCAUUGGUCGAGAGUUAGUUAGUUGUAACAAACCCUAAUUAGGGUUUUAUUUUGUAAUCUCGACCGUUGAUUCGAAAUCAAUCAUGGCCAUUGAAUUGUAAUUGGAGAGCCUAUAAAUUGAGCUCACCCCCCAUUUGUAAAACAUGGGAGCAUGUUGCAAAACAUGUUGAGAUAAGCAAGUUGUUGCUUACGAUU